Molecule: messenger RNA, 1398 nt
Organism: Thermochaetoides thermophila DSM 1495
Lineage: Eukaryota; Fungi; Ascomycota; Sordariomycetes; Sordariales; Chaetomiaceae
Product: putative D-lactate protein
Exons: 6
Coding region: 1-1398 (465 amino acids)
Biological process (GO): lactate catabolic process
Cellular component (GO): mitochondrion
Molecular function (GO): FAD binding; D-lactate dehydrogenase (cytochrome) activity; D-lactate dehydrogenase (NAD+) activity
Source: RefSeq, a predicted model, not a curated record
AUGGCGUUGGAUGAAAUUCGCAAAGAGAUCCCCAUAGACGACAUAAUCUCCACUGACCCUGAUGACCUGCUUGCCCAUGGUUACUCGGAGUGGUCUACGACCAACCCGGAAGGUCUCCCGGUUGCUGUGGCAUAUCCACGCUCAACUGAACAUGUAUCAACCAUUGCUCGGAUAUGCCACAAGUACCGGGUGCCUCUCAUUCCCUACUCCGGCGGCUCGAGCCUGGAAGGCAACUUUUCAGCCCCCUAUGGUGGUAUUAGCGUGGACUUUGCCUUCAUGGAUAAAAUUAUUCAAGUUAACAAGGAGGAUAUGGAUGUUGUUGUGCAGCCAAGCAUAGGAUGGCAAGAUCUCAACAACCAGCUGGAGAAGAUGGGGACCGGGCUGUUUUUCCCCAUCGACCCUGGCCCUAGUGCCAAAAUUGGCGGCAUGAUUGGCACCAACUGUUCUGGGACAAAUGCUGUCAAGUAUGGAACUAUGAAAGACUGGGUCAUCAACCUAACUGUUGUGCUUGCUGAUGGAACCGUCAUUAAGACCCGGCGUCGCCCACGUAAGUCUUCUGCUGGCUAUAACCUUAAUGGGCUGUUUGUAGGGUCGGAAGGCACACUUGGCCUGGUUACCGAGGCAACCCUCAAGUUGGCCGUUGUGCCAGAAGAGGUCUCUGUGGCGGUGGUUUCGUUCCCCACAAUUAGGGCUGCUGCUGCAGCUGCUGCAGAGGUGAUGCGAACGGGAAUACCGGUGGCUGCCAUGGAGAUCAUGGAUGAGGUACAGAUGAAGGUGGUCAACAUGGGUGGCGCGACAGCGCCCCGUGUUUGGAAAGAAGCACCGACACUCUUCUUUAAGUUUGCUGGAACAAAAACUGGUGUGAAGGAGAACAUUGAACAGGUGCAAAAGAUUGUUAAGGAACACCAAGGCAGUGACUUUGAGUUCGCAAAGGAUGAGAGAGAGAAGAAGAUGCUGUGGUCAGCGAGAAAGGAGUCAUUGUGGUCGAUGCUAGCCUUGAGGAAAGAGGGUGAGGAAGUUUUUAGCACCGAUGUGGCAGUGCCUUUUAGCCGGCUAGCUGAUAUUAUCGAAGUCAGCAAGAAGGAGAUGGACGAACUUGGCUUGUUUGCCAGCAUUCUGGGCCAUAUCGGUGAUGGCAACUUCCAUGAGAGCAUCAUCUACAAUCGCCAUGACAAGGUUCAGCGCGAGAAGGUUGAGACUUGCGUCAAGAACAUGGUCAAGAGGGCCCUCGAGAUGGAGGGAACCUGUACAGGCGAGCACUCAAUCGGUUGGGGAAAGAAGGAAAGUUUAGUGUGGGAAGUCGGACAGGAAACAUUGGGUGUGAUGAGAGCUAUCAAAGCCGCACUGGAUCCUCAUUGGAUUCUAAAUCCUGGCAAGAUUUUUGACAGGGAGGCGUGA